AUGGCCGCUAAGGGCCACUUGGAGCCGUUUGACCCAACAGCCGAAGACUGGGAAUCAUACAUUACCCGGUUUGAAUUCUACCUUGAGGCAAACAAGAUUGACGACACAGAUCUCACGAGAGCGGCCUUCAGCGUGUGUGGGUGUUCCACAUUUGAUAUAGCGCGGGCACUAGUGGCGCUGGCCCCGCUUCAAACUACAGCAUUCGACACGAUAAAAAACAGACUCAAGGAACACUUCUCACCACAGCCAUCAGAAAUAGCCAGCAGGCAUGCGUUCUACAAGCGCAACCAGGCACAAGGGGAAUCCAUAGCGGCAUUUGUCACAGCCCUCCGACAGGCAUCAUCGGUGCAAGCAUUACAACCUCCAAGCAGCAACAAAAUAAAGGUGACAGUGAAGAUCCAAAACAUGCCCUGUGAGAUGGAAGUCGACUCAGGGUCAGCGUUAUCCAUCAUCUCUUCGCACACACUACAGAUGAUACGCCGAAAGUCAUCCACACCUCAUCUUGAAUCAGCAGACAUGGUGCUGAAAGACUUCCAAGGCCGCUGCAUGCCGAUCAUGGGCAUCGGCACAUUCCAAAUAAAGUACAAGGACUUUGCUGUCCCACUACGAUUAGUGGUAGUUCAAGGCCGCCAACCUAGCUUACUCGGCCUCGACUGGUUUCGACCUCUCGGCAUUUUAAUUGCAGGCGUGCAGCAGCUGUAUCGUGAUGAGGUGGCAUCAGUAUACAGAGAGUUCCCAGCAGUCUUUGACGGGGCUCUUAGCAAUUACACAGGGCCACCUGUCUCAUUUGAUCUAAACCCAGCCGUGGCCCCCAUCCGCCUGAAGCCUCGCAGGGUUCCAUUUGCACUCAAGCCAAAGAUAGAUGAGGAGCUGGAUCAGCUGAUCGAACAGGGAGUCCUGGAACCAGUUUCUCACGCCAAAUGGGAAACUCCCAUAGUAACACCACUAAAACCCAAUGGAGCGGUCAGAAUUUGUGCAGACUAUAAAUGCACAAUCAACAAAGCACUGCAGCAACAUGCCUACCCAGUACCGGUCGUGAGCCAUCUCCUGGCAUCGCUCCAAGGGGGGAAGAUUUUUGCCAAGCUUGAUCUGGCCCAGGCUUACCAGCAGCUACCCGUGGACAAGGCGACAGCCGAAGCCCAAACUAUCGUGACACACCGGGGGGCUUUCAAUGUUAAAAGGCUACAAUUCGGUGUCAACGUCGCCCCAGGAAUUUUCCAAGGCAUCAUGGAAGGACUUGUAUGUGGGAUUCCAGGCAUUAUUCCGUACUUUGAUGAUGUCCUAAUCGCGGGAGAGUCAGAAAGCGCACUAGCAGAGAGGCUUCGCUGUGUCCUUCGCAAACUACAGGACGCCAGCUUGAAGGUUAAGAGAGAAAAAUGCCAGUUCGCUGUUGAGAGUGUGGAGUUCCUGGGAUUCCUCAGUGACGCAGCCGGUAUACAUCCCACACCAGCAAAGGUACGGGCCAUUAAAAGUGCGCCUCCUCCAGGAUCAAAGAAGGAACUACAAUCCUUCCUGGGCCUAUUAAAUUUCUACCACACCUUCUUGCCACAUAAGGCGUCAGUCGCAGAGCCCCUGCACCGCCUCCUUGAUUCCUCUGCCCCCUGGGGGUGGGGCAGAAGAGAAGCCGCUGCAUUCGAAAAGGUAAAAACACUACUGUCGUCCGAGAGCGUGCUGACACACUUUGAUGAGAAAAAACUGAUCGUACUCGCCUGCGAUGCCUCCCCAUAUGGUAUCGGAGCUGUCCUAAGCCACAGAAUGCCUACCAGGCAUGAAGCGCCCAUCGCCUACUUUUCGAGAACUUUGUCGGCUGCGGAACGGAACUAUGCCCAAAUAGACAAGGAAGCUCUGGCAAUUGUAGCUGGAGUAAAAAAGUUUCAUGAUUACCUCUAUGGCCGGAAGUUCCUCAUCGCAACCGACCACAAACCGCUCCUGGGAUUACUCACUCCAGACAAGCAAACGCCCCAAAUCCUUUCGCCCAGAAUGCUGCGGUGGACAGUGUUCAUGUCUGCCUACUCCUACGAAUUACAGCACCGCCCAGGCAAAGCAAUGGGACAUGCUGAUGCCCUGAGCCGCCUGCCACUGGCUGACCAGGGGACCGACCCAUCUCCAGCUCAUCACAUCACGUUGCUGGAAGACUUGCCGAGUCCACCGCUCAGAGCCUCCGAUGUGGCGUCACAUACUGCUAAAGACUGCACCCUCAGCCGCGUUCUCAACUGGGUGUGGAGGGGGUGGCCAUCAGGCCAGCUGGCCGAGCAGUUUCGGCCGUUCGUCAUUAGACAGCAUGAACUCUCAGUACACAAGGGCUGUCUGCUAUGGGGAAAUAGAGUUGUAAUCCCCAGCAAACUGAGACAACAAGUGCUGGAGGCACUACACAGUGGACACCCGGGCAUAGUGCGCAUGAAGGCAAUGGCGCGCAGCUAUGUCUGGUGGCCAGGCAUGGAUAGGGCUAUUGAGGAAUGGGUCCACACCUGUCAGCCGUGCCAGGAAACACGCCCAGCUCCAGCACAAGCCCCAGUACAUCCUUGGGAGUCAGCAAGAGCACCCUGGUCGAGAGUCCACAUUGAUUUUGCAGGGCCAUUUCAGGGACAAACCUUUCUUAUAGUUGUGGAUUCUUAUUCAAAGUGGCUAGAAGUUGUCCCUGUCUCCACAGUGACUACAGCUGUGGUCAUUAGGGCCCUACGUCAGCUGUUUGCAACGCACGGUUUGGCUGACACGGUAGUCUUGGAUAACGGAACACAAUUCACAUCAGCUGAGUUCCGGCAGUUCCUGUCGCGAUUGGCUGCAUUCCUGUUACAGCAACACGUCACGCCGCAUUCCACGACAGGCCGCAGCCCCACAGAGCUACUGAUGAACAGGAAGCUCACCGUGACUCUCGACAGACUGCACCCCGACCUAUCGGCCGAGGAAAGGCCCAUGCCAGAAGGAGAGGUAAGAUCCUUCCAGCCAGGAGAUCUCGUAUAUGCCCACGACUACAGCGGACGUCUGCCGUGGGUGCCUGCGUCCGUAGACACUGCAACGGGACCAGUAUCAUACGCCGUUGUCGCAGCUGAUGGCAGGAAACUACGACGACACGUGGACCAGCUACGACGCAGAUGGCCGGCUAGGACAACGGGGGCCGAGAGCUUACCAAUGCCAAGUGUACAGGACACCGUCACUCAAGGAACGGACAGUGAAUCUAUACCACGGCAUGCACCAACAUUCAGCCCACAGGCUGCAGAGUCAAGUAGACUCUUAAAUCCCCGAGAACCAAGCGGAUUUAAGUAA
Eublepharis macularius is the source of this 3264-nucleotide messenger RNA. RefSeq lists its product as uncharacterized. The record is from RefSeq and is a predicted model, not a curated record. Bases 1 to 3264 code for a protein of 1087 amino acids. Lineage: Eukaryota; Metazoa; Chordata; Lepidosauria; Squamata; Eublepharidae. The transcript is spliced from 3 exons. Gene Ontology annotation, molecular function: nucleic acid binding. Gene Ontology annotation, biological process: DNA integration.